Molecule: messenger RNA, 696 nt
Organism: Nilaparvata lugens (brown planthopper)
Lineage: Eukaryota; Metazoa; Arthropoda; Insecta; Hemiptera; Delphacidae
Exons: 3
Coding region: 64-696 (210 amino acids)
Biological process (GO): detection of chemical stimulus involved in sensory perception of smell; sensory perception of smell
Cellular component (GO): plasma membrane
Molecular function (GO): olfactory receptor activity; odorant binding
Source: RefSeq, a predicted model, not a curated record
CACAGGCAGGAGUCAGUGUAAGAUUACCUGCGCUCCAAAGAUGUCAUUUGAGAUAAUGAUGAAAUGUCAGAAAGAGAAUUCAAUCUGACAAUGUUUGAGGUGAUUGAUGUGCUAACUGGAGUUGUACCAGCACUUACUGGUAUCUUGAUGAUGAACUGCAUUUGUUUUCGUUUGUAUGGCAUUCGAUAUCUGAAUCUACUAUUUGACACUAGAUUACUGAGUUUCGGUACAACUGAUGACAGGGAGAUCGUACGCAAAAACAUAAAGAAAUCCAAUAUGUUCAUAUUCAUUUACAUGGGUCCCGUGUAUUCGAAUCUUGUUUUCUGGUUGAUCCGUCCUCUCUUGAGCAAUGACAAGAGCAUUUUCAACACCAUUAAAAAUGGAACUGAAAUAAUAUACAAAAUAGUUGAUUGUCGUUAUCCAUUUGAUAACACAGUUUCACCAACUUAUUAUUACAUCUCUUUCUACGAAAUCUUCGGUGUGUAUCAAAUCAUUACUCUGAUGCUUGUCACUGACAUCAUGUUUGGAUCAAUGAUCUUAGUUUUCUGUGGUCAUCUGGAAGUUCUCAAGUUCAAUAUUGACAAGCUCAAGAUGGAUAAAGUACAAAUAAAUCAUGAUGGCCAUGGAAAUUCCAAGUUAGAGAUGGAAAGAAACUUGAAAUCUGUUAUCAAGAAUCAUCAGAAAUUGAUAAGGUAA